Zychaea mexicana is the source of this 1410-nucleotide messenger RNA. RefSeq names its product proteasome complex subunit Rpn13 ubiquitin receptor-domain-containing protein. The record is from RefSeq and is a predicted model, not a curated record. Gene Ontology annotation, molecular function: proteasome binding; endopeptidase activator activity; ubiquitin binding. Gene Ontology annotation, cellular component: nucleus; proteasome regulatory particle, lid subcomplex; cytoplasm. Bases 117 to 1202 code for a protein of 361 amino acids. Lineage: Eukaryota; Fungi; Mucoromycota; Mucoromycetes; Mucorales; Lichtheimiaceae. The transcript is spliced from 8 exons. Gene Ontology annotation, biological process: ubiquitin-dependent protein catabolic process.
CCUGUCGCUUUCUCCUGCGGAAACGGAAAGUUGUUGGCGAUACAGUAUCACCAAUAUCCCCCCUUUUCUCUCUCUUUUAUUUCUUUUCUUCACUCUUUGCUGCUUUUACUACAGUCAUGAGUUUCUUUCCUACAGCACAGCGACCCAAGUAUCUUGUUCAAUUUAAUGCCGGAAAAUGCAUCCGGGAAGGCAACACGAUAAAGCCCGAUUUACGCAAGGGUAUGAUCUACAUGGAUCAGACCGAUGAACAGCUCAUGUAUUUCUACUGGAAAGAACGCAAGAGCUCAACCGAACCGGAAGAGGAACGAAUCAUCUUUCCCGAUGAAGCUGAAUUCGUUCGCGUCACGCAAUGCACGACUGGUCGAGUAUACAGUUUGAACUACAAGUCUUCUGGCGAAAAGCUCUUCUUUUGGAUGCAAAACAAAAGCGAUGAAAAGGACGAAGAAUACGUUUCGCGCGUCAACCGGCUGAUUAACGAUCCACAAAGCGCCGUAUUGGAGCAAAGUGGAAGUGGUGGAUCAAGUGCUCACACAAGAAUGCCUGGUAUUGAUGUCGAUUUUGGCGAUGGUGCUCCUCCAGAUAUGAUGCAGCUUUUGGGAAAUUCGCCUGGUAUAGAUCGUGUUUCUCGUGAAAAUAUUAUACAAUUCCUCCAAACAGCUGGUGGACUUGGAGGAACGAUUCCUUCUUCUGUGCCCGCAGGAGGUGAUGGACCUGUGGAUCAACCACAAGGUGGAGAGGAACGCCAUGAACAAAGCAGCGGUGACAAUAACAGCAACAAUAGCCAACAGCAAUCGUCAGCGGUAAACUCGGAACAGUUAGAACAGCUGCGGAAUAUUCUGAGUGGUGUUCAAGCUCCAGAGAACCACCAAGCCCCGUUAUCCCUUACUGACGUGUUGACUACGCAAACCAUCACGCCAUUGCUUAACGAUCGUGAUAUAUGCGCAGCAUUGUUCCCAUUCUUACCGGAGGAUAGUGAACGGUCACCAGAAGAAGUAAGACAGGUUGUGCAGAGCCCUCAAUUCCAGCAGGCAUUAGCAACGCUAAGCUUUGCUUUGGAGAGUGGUGAACUUGGUCCUUUGUUAACGCAGCUCGGCUUGGAUGCUUCUGCUGGAAACAGUGUCGAGUCGUUCCUUCGAGCAAUUGAGCAACAAGCUCGACGUAGAGACCAGGAUCGAAAUGACGAUGCAAUGGAUGAGGAUUAAAGUACUACUAUUGUUGUUGCUGGCUUCUUUCUCUUUUCGAUGUGUCUUAUCCCCUUUUGUCAAUCAUUCCUGUUUUCUCUAUAAAAAUAAAUCGAUUGCACACAUUCUGGAGCAUUUCUUCUUCUGAACUUCGCUCGCCUCUCUCUUGUAUGUACAUGUAUGUCAUACAGUAUUCUUACCGUAUACUGAUAUAUGUAGUUCUGGAAAC